Messenger RNA from Rhopalosiphum padi (bird cherry-oat aphid), 1911 nucleotides. Its product is annotated as CUGBP Elav-like family member 3-B. The record is from RefSeq and is a predicted model, not a curated record. Lineage: Eukaryota; Metazoa; Arthropoda; Insecta; Hemiptera; Aphididae. Gene Ontology annotation, molecular function: RNA binding.
GUAACUAGUAAAACGGCAACUGCGUUCGCGUCUACUUGUUGAUUUUAUCUACCACCUGCAGCACAAUAUACUUCAAAUAUUUUUCUCUCUCCGCUCGUUCGCUCAUCACCGCACACCGCUCGCUCGAAAAUCCAACGCGGCGCAUUUCGAAUAAUUUAUUGGAGAAGUGCGUCCCGCCGACGCCGUUUCGUUUACCGAAACACACACCGCACACACACACGCGCACACACGACUACUACCGCAGAUAGCAGUGAAGAGUCGUUAACAAAUUGUAAAAAUGCACAAUUUAGCUCAUAAUGUUCCAGUGUUGAACUCGCCAUCAUCAUUUGUGUAUAAUCAAUUCGGAACUUAUGGCACAACUUAUAAUCAAGUUUGUCAGUCUUCUUUGAUAGCGACAGUCCAACCUCCACCGUCUGUGUCCACUUAUAUUAACUCGAUGGUAACCGCUCAAACAAUUACAACACCAGUCGUUUCCUCGAUAAACACUCAAAUUGUGGAUAGUCGCAAUGUUCUGUCUAAUAUACCGUCGCCGACCAUACCCAUGUUUUCGAUUAACAGUCGUCCAAACACAUCAACCAGAGAACAACAUUCAAAUACUAGAACAACCAAUCCAAUCUUGUUUAAUAACUCAUCUAUGCAGCAACAGUCAUUUUCCACGCAUCAUGCUAUAUUAGCAGAGUCGCUCCAAUUAUCGAUACCAGCGCAUCAAAACAGAAUAAUUUCAUCAAACCGAGAUCCAACCACGUUUAAUAAUGUUUCAACACUACAUCGUAUAGUCCCUUACCAAGCGGUGUUUAAUCAAUUUUCAACUGGAAUGCCAAACACUUCUCGACACAAUAUCACUUUUGGACCUGAAGGCAGUAAUUUGUUUAUAUACCAUUUACCACAAGAGUUUAGUGACAACGAACUAACACAUAUGUUUAUGCCAUUCGGUCAAGUGCUCAGCUCAAAAGUAUACAUAGACAGGGAAACAAAUCAAAGCAAAUGUUUCGGUUUUGUAUCAUUCGAUACCAACAAGUGCACAAACUGCCAUUCAAGUAAUGAAUGGUUUUCAGAUCUGUCAGAAGAGAUUAAAAGUACAAUUAAAACGCCCAAAGGAAAAAAAUAAUAGUAGAAUUUAUUUUUAAACGCAAUUGAUUUAUCAAAUUUGAACGUUCCUACGUAUUUAAUUUAAUGUAUGAAACCAGUCAGUAAACCGUAAAAUUAAUAAAAUAAUAUUACUUGUUAGUAAAUUAUUAAAGGUAAACAUUUUUAUAAUUGUAUCUAUUAUUCUGAGCUAAAAGUUAAAAAAAAAAAAGUAAAAUUAUUAAUAAAUAAAAUAUAGAUUUGAGAUUUCGUUAGGUUUGUCAAUAUAAAUUGUUUAAAAAUACCUAUCAACUUAACAAAAGAUAUCACGUAGGUACACAUACAAAAAGUAGUUAUAUUAUAUAACUUAAGUUUAAUCAAGCUUUUUUAUGGUUUCAUACAAUUACUGAAAGUAGGAAAUGAUUAGAUUUGUAUAGAAACAGAGAAAUUUAAAUAAAUGUUAUAAUUUAUUAUUUAUGCACUCGAUUUAUUUUUAAACACACAACAAUUUUUUUUUUUUUUUUAAUUAAUUGUAUUAUUUUGAUUAUAAUUUUUAUUAACAGCUACUGGAAACAAAAAUAUUAAUUCAUAAAAUAACAUUAGGUAAUUAUCACAAAAAGUUAAAACUAAAAAUUACUUACAUUAUACUGUAAUGCAGUAUAAUAAAGGUACGAAUACCAUACAUGACAAUAAAAUAUCUAUAUAAAACGCAGAUUACUGUAGUUGAAAUUAAAUUUAAAAAAAUAUUGUAGAGUAAUGAUGAGGUUAAAAUAAUAUAAUUUAGUGUUUGGGAUAUUUAAAUAUUUAACUGUAAAAUUUACAGUCAAAGAAAAAUUCUUUAAUUUA